GAGUAAUCGGGCCGGUGAUGACCGAGAACCGGCGUAAGAUCAUCGAAUUGCGUCCCGAGGAACCGCGUUCCGUCGUAUCCGCGCGAGAUCCGCGACUGACUGUGCGCGCGUCGCUUUGAUCUCGACGAGCAUCGAACCGACGAGCACCAAAAAUCGAUCGAAAUCGCUUCGAGGGUCCAGGAAUCGAUAAAUGAAAAUCUCACGUUGGGGGAACUCGAGCGAACGGAGGAAACGGAAGAUCGACGGAAUAGAAAAGGGAGUUCGUGGUUGGAGAUCGGGACAACAGUGUGGGGGAAAAAGUGAAAAUCGACUCUUGAACUCGAAGAUACGAAGUGUAGUCCGUAUCGUGGAUUCUUUUACACUUGAACACCGUGUAUAGGGAAGACAAAAGGCGAGGAUAGGCGAACCCGGGAUCCGUGAGAAAGUACUUCUGAGAUGGGGACCAUUUUACAGCAGUCGGUCUUGAAAGGCCGGCAGACCGACGGCACCAAGGAGAAGGAUUUGCUUCAUAAAUUAUUCAAUGAAACCGCGGCAAAUUAUUCCAGUCAGCUGGCGAUCUACUACGAAGACGAUAAUGGCGACGAGCACACGCUCACCUACGAGGAACUGAAUCAGCUGACGAACGGGAUCGCGCGGGUAUUGAAAAAAUGCGAGAAGCCCGAGAACACUUUGCAAUCGCUGGUGGCCGUUUGCAUGAAGCCGUCCCACCGACUUCCGGUGGUGCUGCUCGCCAUAAUCAAAGCUGGAAUGGCCUACCUGCCUCUGGACGCGGAGUUCCCGAUGUCCAGGGUGAAACACGUUCUGCAGGAGGCGAGGCCUUUCAUGGUGCUCAUGGAGGAAGGUGCCGAUUCGUCGAUCUACGAGGGCAGGAUCGCGAUCACGUACGAUCAGCUGGUGAAUCGAAGUCGUUGCGAGGAGAAUGGGAACUUGGACCAUCAUGAGGACCCCGAACAAUUCGCCAUCGUUCUCUACACUUCCGGUAGCACGGGCACACCGAAAGGGGUGCUUCUUCCACACGCGACCGUGUUGAAUCGAUUGAAAUGGCAAUGGCGCGAGCUACCCUACGCGUCGAACGAGAAACACUGCGUCUUCAAGACGUCCCUGACCUUCGUCGACAGUGUCUCUGAGAUUUGGGGGCCCCUUCUGCAGGGCCGUACCCUGGUGGUCGUCCCCAAACACGUUACGAAGGAUCCAGAGAUAUUCGUGCAAGUGCUGGACAAGCACAAGAUUCAACGAUUGGUACUGGUGCCUUCCUUACUGCACUCCAUGCUCAUGUACCUGAGUCUACGGGACAAGGACAACGUACUCCGCUCGUUGAAGUUAUGGAUAUGCUCCGGUGAAACGCUACCAGUCGCGCUGGCGGACCAGUUUUUCGCCACGUUCCGCGACAACGACAAAGUUUUGGCCAACUUUUACGGAAGCACCGAGAUCAUGGGCGACGUCACCUACCACCUGAUCGACAAUCGUAAUCAGCUACAGUCCGCGGAAAAAGUUCCCAUAGGAAAGCCGUUGGACAAUUGCAUCGUCUAUCUAGUAAACAAAGAAAUGCGUCUGGUGCCCCAAGGAGACGUCGGUGAACUGAUAGUGGCUGGAAGGAACCUAGCAGCCGGAUAUAUACGCGACAACGACUCUCGCAAGUUCCUCGACAACCCUCACGCCAUCGAUCCAGAGUAUUCGAGGAUCUAUCGAACGGGCGACUACGCCAGGAUAUCGAAGGGGGUUCUCAUCUACGAAGGGCGCGUAGACUCGCAGAUAAAAGUACGUGGACAUCGCGUGGACCUCACGGAGGUGGAGAAAGCUGUGUCCAGGGCGCCAGGCGUCGACGAAGUGGUCGUUCUCUGCUACAAACCGGGAGAAUUGUCCCAGACGCUACUCGCUUUCGUGACUACUACGAACGGUCAGUGUUGCGCGGAGAAAGUAGAAACGUAUCUGCAAGCUACUUUGCCACUGUACAUGCAGCCACAGAUCGUCGUCGUGGACAACAUACCGUUGUUAACGAACGGGAAGACGGAUCGUCAGACACUUUUGAAGCAGUACGAAUCCUCCAACAUCAACAAUGAGAGCGACGACUACGUGAAUUGCGAUUACGAAGGCGUCCCUGAGAAGGAUCUUGAAAAAGCGUCGGUCCUGUUCCCCACGGUGGCGUCGGUGAUAGGACGUGGCGCACGUGCGAACGUCACGCUCGAUGCAAAUUUCUACGAGCUGGGUGGAAACUCCUUGAACUCGAUCUACACCGUAACGAAGCUGAGGGAUCAAGGUUACGAGAUAGGUAUCACGGAAUUUAUCACGGCGAAGAAUCUGUCCGAGGUGCUCAACCGUAUGAAGAUCAGCACAGACGACACGCCGCCGGAGAACAAUCUCAACGAGGAGGAGCAUCGAUUCGAAAUGUUGAACGAUAGCCACAAAGAGGAUACGAUCGAAAUCAUCACGGAGAGUUUCUACAGCAAAGCGGACUUGGAGCAAUGGCUGAUGCCGGACGUGUCGAAGGACGACUACCGCCUAAUGAUGGAGAUACUCUGGGGGCCUUUGGUCGAGAAAAACCUGAGCUUCGCGGUGAAAUCGUCGCGGGACGGCAGGACGAUCGGCGUGGGCCUGAACUUUGACCUGUGGGACGAACCCGAGCUGAUACUCGACUCCAAGUUAACGAUCGUCUUCGAGUUCCUGGAGUACCUGGAGGAGCCGAUCCGCGAACGAAAGCUACCGAAAGGGAAGGGACAAAUAAUCCACAAUUUCAUGAUGACCACCAGCAGCGACAUGAACCCGGCCGAGAACGUGAUACUGAUGAAAGAGAUGGAGGAAUAUUGUUUAGAACUGGCCAAGAGGAAAGAGUACGCUGGAAUAUUUACCACGAACACCAGUCCGCUCACGCAGCAACUCGGAAUGGACGUGUUCGGGUACGAAACGAUGCUGACGUACCAAGUGAACAAAUACAGCGCUCCUGAUGGAACGAAGCCCUUUGGGAAAGCGCCGAACAGUCAACUGGCAAUUUGCUCGUUAAAAAUGAUCGACUAAUGCCCUCUGGAACGGAUGCAUUAGCCAUUUACGCCGCGCGAGGGCGCAAUUUAUCACGGUCUUUCGUGACAGCAAAAUUGCAUGCACUAAGCGCCUGAGUUCGACAAAUUUUAUUCGCGAAUGACCGAUAUAAAUUUGAAACUUAUUCGUAAAUAAACUUUUGCCUAAAAGAUUGAUUUACGAGUCAAAGAAUUUUUAAUCGGUAUUCACGAAUAAACGUAUUGCACGACUUUACGAUAGAACGAUAGAAACGACAUCGAGUAUUAAUUUAUUUUAACAAAGCAUUGUCAUGAUAUUGUAUAAGUGCGUGCAAUUAUUUCGUAUUUCGGUAUAAUUAAUUGUCAUUGUUAGUUUUUGUUUGCACUACCGUGCUCAAUGGCGGAUAUAAAAGCAACAAAGGCUUGGCAACAAAAAAAAAUCUAUUACUCGAAUCUUAAUUGCUUCAGAUGAUUUCUUUAACCGUUGAUAAAUAUUGAAAAAUCAUUAAAACUCGAACGUUUGUUAGCCUUCCAACCUUUGAGCUUUUCGAAAUCUGCCACUUAAUUAAGAAAAAUUGUAAAUAUUUUUGUACAUACAUAGACAACAUAUGUGAUAGACGAAUCCUUUCUUCCGGAAGCUCCAGUUAAGACUGCUCAAGCUCUUCGUCGAAUUUCCUGUACAAAAUUUUAAAAUCAAUAUUCGCAUGGAAAUGCAACGGAAAUUUAAGCGUAUAAGAAGAAAUUAAUAGGUUAAGUAAGUUAUAACGCGAUCCAAAUACGAAAAUUGUUGAUUAAUUUAAUAAAACUAAUUCGAAUACCUUCCGGUGCUCUGUUC
Messenger RNA from Colletes gigas, 3825 nucleotides. It is a transcript of the gene e, whose product is annotated as mycosubtilin synthase subunit C. The record is from RefSeq and is a predicted model, not a curated record. NCBI's taxonomy places the organism in Eukaryota, Metazoa, Arthropoda, Insecta, Hymenoptera, Colletidae. Bases 436 to 3012 code for a protein of 858 amino acids. The transcript is spliced from 13 exons.